Beta vulgaris subsp. vulgaris (sugar beet) is the source of this 2141-nucleotide messenger RNA. RefSeq names its product WUSCHEL-related homeobox 9. The record is from RefSeq and is a predicted model, not a curated record. The transcript is spliced from 5 exons. Gene Ontology annotation, biological process: regulation of developmental process. Gene Ontology annotation, molecular function: DNA-binding transcription factor activity; DNA binding. The coding region runs from base 363 to 1787 and encodes 474 amino acids. Lineage: Eukaryota; Viridiplantae; Streptophyta; Magnoliopsida; Caryophyllales; Amaranthaceae.
UGCAAUAAAUUUCUCUCCUUUCACAACUUUCCAAUCAAACCCUCCACCCCCACCUCCCCUAUUUAUUCCUGCAACAACUUCUUCUCAUUAGAAUAAUCCCACAAAAGUUAGAGAUAGAAAGAGAUUUUUCAUGUUUCAUUAAAUUUUCCAUAGAAAACAUCAAAUUACUAAGAGACAAUCUCAACAGAAACUCCUACACUCUACUGUUUUGUGUUUCACUCCUCUUUUUCUCUCUUUAAUAUAAGGUACUAUAUAAAGAGAUUGAUGUUGAAAACCUAGCAACACCAACAACAACAAGAAGAACAAACAACAAUUGUGUUAUCAUUUCUCUUAAUCAGCUUUUCAUCUCAAAAUCAUAAGAUAUGGCUUCAUCUAACCGUCACUGGCCUAGCAUGUUCAAGUCUAAACCUUGUAAUAACCAACAAUGGUCACAACAUCAUGACACCAACCAUCAUCAAUCUUCUCUCCUUUCCAAUUCUUGCGCUCGUUCUUCUUCUACUAAUUCUCCGUUUUCGUCAGGAUGUGAAGAGAGAAGCCCGGAGCCGAAGCCGAGGUGGAACCCGAAACCGGAACAAAUUCGGAUCCUAGAGGCGAUAUUCAACUCGGGUAUGGUGAAUCCGCCAAGAGAUGAGAUUAGGAGGAUCCGAGCUCAGCUCCAAGAGUAUGGUCAAGUAGGAGAUGCUAAUGUGUUCUAUUGGUUCCAAAAUCGGAAAUCUAGGAGUAAGCAUAAGCAGCGCACUCUUCAAGCAAAAAUCACCGCCACCGCCGCCACCACCACAAACCAUCAUAGUCCACCACCGCCAAUGCCGGCUUCUUCUUCUUCCUCUUCCUCCGACAAGGCGUCGCCUCGAAAGGUGCCGCCUUGUAGGUCAGGAGGAGGUUCAUCAUAUGGUAGCAUUAGUAGCAAUACUAGUAGUAGUAACAAUAACAAUAAUAGUAACAAUAACAAUAACAAUAAUAAUAAUGUGGUUGUUGAUCAAUUUGGGAAUUCACCAACUUCAGUUAACCAAUGUAACUCUUACUUUCAACAACUUGUUACUCCACUUCACCAUCAUUCUACUACUACUAGUACUACAACUCAUGAGUUUGUUCCUCAAGAUCAACCUUUGUAUUUCCCAUUGCAACAAAGUAGUGGUGUAAAUAUGGUGGGUAAUUUUAGCCAAGGGUUAUGCUUUGGUACUUCAUCUCACCAUGAUGAUGAUCAUCAUAACCAACUUAUUAAUACUAAUUCGGCUACCAUUCAUGUGUCGCCGGAUUCUGAUCAGACGGCGGGCGGUUUCUCAUCGUUGUUGCUUGGAGAUAUGUUUGGUGGUGGUGGUGGAAGUCAUGAUCAUUCAAAGGUGGAGAAGUUUAAGAUUCAACAAGAGAUGAGUUUUUUAGUGUCUAAUCCUCAAAAUACUAUGACUUCAUCUUCAACAAUUGUUCCUACACCCACUACAAGCGCCAUUCCUAGUAACUUUGGUCAAAUGCUAGGUGUAGGUGGGUCAGGUGGACUUGCAGCUAAAUCAACGGUGUUUAUUAACGGAAUGGCGUUCGAGAUUCCGGUGGGACCUUUCAAUGUUAAGGAGGAGUUUGGGGAGUAUGCAGUGUUGAUUAACUCGAGUUCAGGUCAACCCGUUUUAACCAAUGAAUGGGGUGUUACACUACACCCCCUUCAGCAUGGUGCGUCUUACUACCUUGUUGGUAGUGUCGCCGCCUCGCCAUUGCUUGAUAAACUCGAUACCGCCUCUGAUCUCCUUGCUCCGGGAUACCCUUACCAUCAGUGGAAUACAAUGAAUUGGACAUAGCUAGCUUUGAUGCGACCAUUUAUUUGAGAACAAUAUUUUCCUUCUCGCAUUGUGCAGAUUUAGAAGACUAGAAGUUCCUAUCUGCGACGGUUUAUGAUAAUACUCUAAAGAUGGAAGGAAAUUCAAGCCACAUACAAAUUUAUAAGCUCUAAAUUUUUAGUUUUCAUCUUCAUUAUCUAGUUUUCUAUGUAAUUUGGGAUAUUAAACUGUAUGUGUGUUUCCUCCCCCCACCCUCCAAAAACAUAAGUGUUUGUGGACCAGUACAUAUGAACGUCCUCUUAUUCUGGUAAUAUUGUUGUUCGAAGUGUUAAAAAAUGGCCUUUAAUAAGUGAUUCAUUUAGCUGUUAAGACAAA